AUGGCAGAAGUCGUUAGCCUUAUCGUUGCAGCCCCGGCUCUCGUUGAUCUCGCAAAGUAUUGCGGUAAAUUAGCGAUAGAGCUAUACACCUACUCAGAGGGAAGACAAAAAGCAAGGACCAGUCAUGCCACUCUGAAGCGAUACUAUCGAAGGUUCCCACAGUCUAUGGUCUUGCAAGACUUGGCCUCGGAAGGCACUAUCAAGGCCACCGAGGAUAUGUCCAAGAGCAUCCUUGACAGACUGGUAACGGUAACCGACGGCUUGAUUGACCAGAACGACACAUCUAUCUCAGCCAUAAAAUACAUCAUGUGGCGAUUCGGAAAGAAGGAUGUCCUCGAGGUCAUUCUGCAGUUAGGCAGAGUCCAACAGAACAUACAGCUCAUUGUCAACAUGCUGGGCAUCGAGGCCUGCGAGUUAGAAAUCGAGAAUAUCGUAAGGAUGAUGGAACGACGGCAACAAUGA
Molecule: messenger RNA, 462 nt
Organism: Fusarium coffeatum
Lineage: Eukaryota; Fungi; Ascomycota; Sordariomycetes; Hypocreales; Nectriaceae
Exons: 2
Coding region: 1-462 (153 amino acids)
Source: RefSeq, a predicted model, not a curated record